Messenger RNA from Ceratina calcarata, 880 nucleotides. RefSeq names its product tRNA dimethylallyltransferase. The record is from RefSeq and is a predicted model, not a curated record. The transcript has 6 exons. Bases 16 to 765 code for a protein of 249 amino acids. Gene Ontology annotation, cellular component: mitochondrion. Gene Ontology annotation, molecular function: tRNA dimethylallyltransferase activity; nucleic acid binding; zinc ion binding. Gene Ontology annotation, biological process: tRNA modification. NCBI's taxonomy places the organism in Eukaryota, Metazoa, Arthropoda, Insecta, Hymenoptera, Apidae.
ACGGUUUGUAUCGCUAUGUGGCAUACCUGGCCGACUUCGAGGACUCUUCUAACGCUGUUAGCGAGCACACAUGAAACGUGGAACAGGGAGAAGUUUCAAAAUCCAACGUUGGAGAAAGUCCUCGAGGAGCGGCUGGACAACAGGGUCGACGGCAUGGUCGAGACCGGUCUUGUUCAGGAACUGCUCGACUUUCAUCGGAGGUACAACGAGCAACGGUUCAACUCCAACACGGCGGCCGAUUAUACGACAGGCAUCUUUCAGAGCAUCGGCUUCAAAGAGUUUCACGAUUACCUCGUGCUGUCUGAAGAGGAGAGGCAAGAGAAAAAGGGUGAAGAAUUACUGAAAAAAGGCAUCGACGAUUUAAAAUUGGUCACCAAAAGAUACGCGAAGAAACAGGAGAAGUGGAUAAUGAAUCGGUUAAUUCGUCGUAGUGAUAGACAGGUACCGAUUUAUGCUUUGGAUUGCACGGACUUAAGUCAGUGGAACGCUCGCGUGUACGAUCCGGCGAUAGCCAUAAUCGAAGCUGUGUUGAGAGGUGAAAAACCAGAACAGAAGCCUUUGAACGAAAUUGUCCAGGAUAAGAAAUGGACAGACAGCAGUAACGAAGAGACUCAUUUUUGCGAAGUUUGCGACAAGAUAUGCGUUGGAGAGUUUCAGUGGACCAAUCAUUUGAAUGGCUCGAAGCAUUACAGGGCUCUAAAGAGGAAAAAGAGAUUGGAGCAAAAGGAACAACAAAAUAAUGUUGAACAGAAUCAUCAAAUUUGAAUAUUGUCAUUUGCAUGCUGUGAUUUCGUUAAAUAAGUUAAGGUACAAUAUAUAUAUAUAUAUUGUUACAUACAUUUUUUUGUAUUAUGUAAUAUAAAAGAGAUUCGAAUAUUUA